AUGUUGUCUCACGAUGCAAGUCGAACUUUUCUUAGUAUCGUCUGCAAAAAUCUGAACUUUAACGAUCCCGUAGCAGCCAUUGAAGAAUUCCUAUCGCGUGAUUCAUCCCUACAUGAUAGCUUACUCAAGGGCCUCCUAGGCGAUUCAGGUAGUGGUGGCAGUUCGGACCCUUAUGGUACUCCGUUUGGUGUGGCAUUCUACAAAUUGAUUGUGAGUGAUCGUCGUCUGUUCAAAGUACCAACCACUUACGGAACCACCGUGUUACAAAAACAAAAACAACGCUCAGAAUCUGCUCAAGCAUCAUUCACAGAGGCUGGAACUUUCACAGUGCUUGGAGUUUCAGAUCUGGGUGGACAAGCACGAAGACAAUCCACCAAUGUGGACCUUGAUCGGCAAGCGCUACAAAAAGUGCCAUCUGUUCGUGAAUCGAUGAUCAGCUCAAAUGAACCUCUGGUCAGUACAGCCAGCGGUGAGACAGAAGCGGUCACCGGUGGUGUAACUAACCCAGUUCAACCGGCUCAGUUUUUACUUGUUGCCCGAAUGUAUCCUCGUGAAUGUCUGAUGGCGGCACCUUUGUCUAUGUUCGGUUCUGGUCAAGCGAUAGAGGAAGGUGAAAUAAUGUACUUCUACGCAAUACGCAAUCAUCUAACUAGAUCGGGUGUUGAGGCGAUGUUGCGAGCCCGUCAAAUCAGUGAUUCCCAACGCGCGUUUUCCUUGCUAAUCUCCACCGGAUGUCUUCGUGGUUCUUUGCUUGAAUGCGCACACAGAGUGUUCUCUAAGGUCUACCUACGUCUUUUGGCUUACAACAUGCAACGAAGAGAGAUGUAUUCGGAAGGAGAAAGUCGUGAAGUCUCCGGAAGCGGGCAGAGUAGGAGUGGUGGCAGCGUGAGCGGUGGUGGCACCGGCGGAGGUGUUGCUCCAACUGGACGAGAAAAUGAGAACACAGAGAAUUCAGCUGAUUCCCGAACAUCGCACGGCUCGGGUCAGGGGGAAAAUUCCAAACGAUCAGCUUCUGGUAGUACUACUGGCGGUGGUGCAGAGGACACGCAACGUUUGCGUGAUGAAUUUUCGGUUACAAUGUACAAAUUUAGCACCGUUUUGGAAGAGACCAUCACAGCACUACAAGGAGUGUUCAAUUUGGAAGAGCCUGAUUUUAUGCCAUCGGAAAACUAUCGCAUCGAUCCGCCGCGUGAUUUUGCCAUGAUUCCAAAAAUCUCCCGUCUUUUCAGAGUUUGGGCUGGAGCUUCGCCUGCCAAGACGCUGAACAUUCUGUGGAUGACAAUAGUUGGUUCCGUGACCAGGAUGGAGAUUCAGUCACCGCAGUCCUUCGAGAAGGGAGAUGUACGGAGCUCCCUGGAGGAAUUCACGGAUGUGGCGGAGCAGGCGGGUAUUCAGUCGGACCGCGAUGAACAAAUAAAUCAGGUUCUGACGAAUCUGAACAAACCAAGACCAAUCAGUACUGGGCCAUUGGAAGAAGUUGACCACUGGCGUUAUCGAUGCAAAAUUCUCACAGCCGUGGCAGAGGCACUGCGAACGAAAACAGCGCGUUGGGUCAUCAAUGCCUGGUCUACUCUGAACCCGGAUGCAGAACCCUAUUCGCGAGGGGCAGAAAUUAAGGCGCUGAUGUUAGAAGCUAAGGAUAAUUCCAGUCAGUCAAUUCGAACCAUCCUUCGUGAAGUGAAAGCUGCCAUCCGAAUGUUAACUUUGUUCGAGGACACGUAUUUACAGGAAAGACAACGCGUAGAAGCAACCUCACAAGACAAUCGAUGGGAAUUUGAUCGAAAAAUACUUUUCGGUGAUAUUCAUUAUAUGAAAAAAAUUCUCACGGAUAUUUUUGAGAUGGCCAAGGAUUUACCGUGUCCUUUUUUGCCGAAGAAUGAAAAAAUUUGGCUCAAAGUGAAGGGUGAUUUCGAAGACCAUGCAUCUAUGAUCGAUGCGAAAGCCAAGAAUUUUAUCAACGAUUAUUUCGCUCAUAUUCGAGGUCCAACAUCGGCAUUCGACUUAUUGGAAAAAUUCAAAUCAGUUAAAGCGCGGGCCGCAAUCACGUGUUUGUUGAAGGACAAAUAUCGUGAUGUUUUGCGAAGUUUUGGCAACGAACUGCUCAAAGUCGAACUGAAAUUCAAAGAACUGAGAGACACUCCACUUGUGGCACAUUAUCUGCCACCGAUCGCCGGUUCCAUUUCUUGGACUCGACUGAUUCUAUCCACGGUGAAAGCGAGCAUAUUACGAUUUAUCAAUUCGCAACCGGAUAUAUUGGAUGAGGAUGAAGGUAAAGCGGUCAAGGCACGAUAUGUCAGUUUAGCUGAUGAAUUACGCAAAUACGAGAUUAGCCGUCACAAGUCUUGGGAAACGGAAGUGAAUGCAAUCGUAAGCCUUCGACUCAGUCAACCGGUGCUCUUCAAACAUACAAUUCAAAUAGCCUUCGAUCAGAAAGUUCACGCGAUUGUACCACCGCCUACCUGGUGGGCCGGAGCAAAAGGAGACACCGGAACUGUGCUGAAUCCGCCCACACCACCGCAAGCACAAAUGAUUCGCCAGUUUUUCACGGAUCCGACCAAUACACCUGGAACAGUUACACGCUCCUCGUCCAUUCACUUGCAACGAAACCACGGUUCGGCCGUGUCAUGGACGAGUCAAGGAGAACGGACCUCCUUUGCCACAAACCCCGUUAUGCAAGAAGGUUGUCUUCCCGUCUAUGAGGUCAAUUUUGAUUCCAAAUUGUGGGGUGUGAUUCAGGAGGCUGCACGAAUCGAACUGUUCAAUUUGCCGCUGCCGGAAAUUGCCCGAUUCAUUGGUUUAAGAAAUUCCUACUAUCAGAACAUGGUCUUACAGCUUCAGAGAAUGGUGGAUAGAUAUGAAGAGAUCAGAAGCCAGUUAGAUCCCCUGAAGGUUAGUCUGAUGGAGGCGGGUCUACGAACCCUGGUAAACACGAUUGAUCGAGGUGUGUUCUACCUGAAUUGGGACAGUCUUGUUGUGGAUGAAUAUCUGGAACACUGUGAUCGAACACAGAUUGGUAUUCACAUAUAUGCUCCGCGGACAAUCGUUACAUAUCCCUGGGCACACACACGUCUUCAAUGUCUGUCAUGCUCCAUCCGAGACCGUCGACUGAAACGCGCUGAGAAUCACAUUAAGGAAAUCGAUCGGUGUUUCGAUAUUCUCGAACGUAUUGGCGCCUUGAUCUCACGUGCACAAAUGUUCAAGGAAAGAGAGGAUGGACAACUGGUUUCGGCCAAAGAAUAUAUGGAUUAUGCUGAAUCGUGUCGAGAAAAUGACAUGGAAGAAUUGGCCAAUCAAAUCAGUACAAUGGCGACCAGCUGUCUGGGUAAACUUGAAGAAGCUCUGUUCGAUACGAAUACAGGUCGUCGAACUGAGAUGUAUCCGAUCUAUCAAAGAUUUGAAGUCAUGAUCCUAUUUCGACUUCUCGAGAUGGUCCUUCGAAACAUGUGGUCUUUUGUCAACGCUUUGGGCGGCCGACAACCCAUUUUCUACAUUGAUGUGAUGCUCGUUAAUUCGGAUGUGGUCCUAUACCCGGUCAGCGCUGAUUUGUACAAAUGGAUGACGCAAACUUUGCGCGGUUGCGUUGAAAGCUGCCGCUACUUUUUGCGCUGGAAACAUGGAACCUGUGAACCGUGUCCGGCUAUUCGAUCCGAAGGCGAUGAGAUGAUCACAUUCAAUUACGUGCAUGAGUUGGAACGAUGUCCGGAACUACGUGAACCAGAUGCAGCUUUCAAUCAACGAGUGCAACUUCUCAAUCGAAAUGUUGUAGAUUUUCUGAAACGUCUGGCUCGUUAUUCCAUACUAUGGCAUCAGGAUAAGCAAAAUGUGGUCGAGAAAUGGUUGCAUGCAAAAAACCAGACCACUCGGGAUUUUGAGAUGCGCAUUAUCUAUUUGUGCUCACGUUGGAAAAAUCUCGAUCGAUUACUUGGCCCGAAACGGAUUGUCUUCGCGGGUGCAAUCGCUUUACGUUUGACAUCAUUCUUCUUGAAUGUGACUAGCAACUUACGUGAUUGGAUCCGAAUCUAUAUGCGUUAUCUGUAUGAGGCUGCAGAGCAUCACUACGACACAGUGGUUAAAAUGAUCCAGCACGUUAUCAAUACCGGCGUUAUCAGCCCUUGGGAUCUAUAG
Molecule: messenger RNA, 4125 nt
Organism: Fasciola hepatica (liver fluke)
Lineage: Eukaryota; Metazoa; Platyhelminthes; Trematoda; Plagiorchiida; Fasciolidae
Source: the annotation of a GenBank genome assembly